This is a messenger RNA of Botrytis sinoallii, 2532 nucleotides long. RefSeq lists its product as uncharacterized. Lineage: Eukaryota; Fungi; Ascomycota; Leotiomycetes; Helotiales; Sclerotiniaceae. The transcript is spliced from 7 exons. Bases 1 to 2532 code for a protein of 843 amino acids. The record is from RefSeq and is a predicted model, not a curated record.
AUGCAGCCAGCACCAAUAGCCACCCAUGAACAUCAGCUGAAAUUCGAGAGAGAUGCUCAGAGACGUCCUUAUACCGAAUAUGCUCGGAAAUUCGGACCUAAAUCUCCAGACAGAGCUCAGGGAAAGAGUUGGUUAACGCCGUUGGAUCCUCUGUUCCCAGUAAAUUGGGAAAAUGCAAGAUCGGAUGAUCGGCACAAUAUAAUCGGAGGGUAUCAGAAACAGGAACUACUUCUCUUUACCACGAGAGAAUUGAAGGAUUUAGAUGCGGUUUGUGAUAGACCUAUGAGGGAUAGUACGCUGUCUGGAGGGAUUCUACCAAUUUUGCAGAGGGAUAGGUGGGAGGAUAAGCCGAGUGAUGCGUGGUUGAGGACAGAUAGUGUCCCAAUUAGGCAUGACCCCGAUGGUGGAAAAUGGCAAUCGAGUAAUGAUAAAGUAUGGGAGGUUCUCAGACCAAUAGUCACACUUGCUUCGCAAUUUAUAACGUCUUCUAAAAGUUUACCAUGGCUAGAUGCUCUCCUCCUUGGACCCCGCGCUCCUGUCCAUCCAGAUAGAUACCCACCAGGCGCAAAGAUUCUCAAAGAAUACCACACCUUCAGCCCUCGAGAAGGUCCAUGGACUGUUGAACGCGAAAACGAAGUCGCGGCCGAAAGAGAUCGGGUCUUUCGCGGGUUGAUGAAUGAAAUGGAUUUUAUGUGUUCGUAUUUCUAUAGCCAUCAGAACGUGAGAGAUAACGAUCCACCCAACAAUGAUCCAACAUACCCGGUCAAGAAAUUUGGAGAUGCUUUGGGAGUUUCAACAAUCAAUACUUGGGAAAUGCUCAUCAAGAAGAAACCCGGUGCUAAGUGGCGAGUUCAAAUGUUUCUCAACGUUGAAUCUUUGGAGCCUAUCUUCUUCCAGUAUAAAGACUUAUCAGACUCCGAGUUGGCAGGUAUCAGAUAUCGCUGUGCAAGUACCAUUGCGCACGAACUUAUGCAUGCGAUAGGCUAUUAUCAGUCUCUGCAUCGUCUAGGUGUUCGUGUAUUUACAAAUAACAGAGAAGGAUAUUUUGGAACGGAGCAGAGCGCGGAGCUUGGCUGGAGCUGGCAAUGGGCAAUUUUCGGAGGAAUUGACCUCAAGAAACCCGUCAACCAGCGGUCCCGUCGUCUCCUGUGUCAAUUUGCCGAAAUGAUGUACCCUUCGUUCACCAGUAAACUUCACGGCUCCAAGAGUCAACCUAUUCUCAUAGAGCCUGCUAUAAAAACACAUGUCGAUUUCUAUCCCAUCGGCGUCCAGUAUUUGGAAGACGUUCACACUCAAGACUUUUGGGAUCUGAUGGUUCGCGGUUUUGGCGGAGGCAUUCUAAAAUACCGCGCGAUCAAGGAAGGUACUAGAACCGUCUACCGUCCGGAUUCUGGUGAAACCGGUCGCCCUUUCCUCUAUACUUCCAGGGAUAGAUUGGAUCCUGUCGUCCAUGAUCCAUAUGUCAACGAUGAUGCGAUGAUGUUGCAGGGUAUAUUGAACAUACAAUCGCAGAUGGAGACUACGCCGAUGGAGAGGCAAGUUUUGGACUUUACUGCAAAAAUGGCUGAAACUGCGAAAACUGGGAAAGAAUUUUGGGAAAGUAUGGAAUCACAAGUUAAAGCCGUGGGGGGGAUCAUAGAGGUAUUAGUGGAGAAUAAGAAUAACAAUUUUGGCGGUGAUGAGGGACAAUUGGAAUUGAUGAACACGGCAGUGAAAACGUGGUGGAGUUGUUGGUUGUGGCUUCAACAAAUCACGAAAGAAUGGGGUGCGAGGGGAUUUAAUCGAGAAGUCAUUGAAAAAAUCGGGAAAAAGUCUAGAACUGGAGAACUGGCAAUGCAAUUGAAUCGCUCCUACAACCGUCUGGAGCAAUGCCAAGCAUUAUUUUUCAUUCCAAGUAGAAGGGGAGUCGCAAAUAAUUAUCCCACAGAACAGAAGGAGUUCGAUAUGCUGCUCGAGGCCACCGCGGCGAUGCAUAAUUUGAAAGAUUACGACAAGGCGAGACAGUUGUGUUCUCAAAUAUCUUCAAAUAAAUACAUUGGAUCUUUUGCGAAGAGUGCGGCGUCAAUGAUGGUUGCAAAUUGUGAAGCAGAGAAGGCAGGAGGUGUUGAGAAGUUGACAAUACCAAUUCGACAUAAAUGCUGGAGGUUACUCACUCAAGGCUUGGCGAGGCUGGUUUGGCUAGAACCAGAGAUUGUCCAAGUUUCAGAAGGAUGGAAGGAGUUGUUCCGGGAUUAUAUUGACUGGGGGAAGAUAACGGAAGCAAAGUUGCGGAUUGAAAAACGGGAUGUUUUGCCCCCGGGGAUUGAAGAGACGGGGGAAAGUUCACAGACAGGAAGUAGUCGUAGUGGGGGACAGCCUGCAAGAGCGAACACUCAAAAGAGGACGAGGGAAGAUGUUAACGAGUUGGUUGACGAAGUGAUGGAAGAUGUGGUCUGUCCGGAACCCGAAGAAUGGAAAUCAAUGCAGAGAAUGAGAGCAUUCAAGAAAAUGAAGCGUGGGUCGAGGAAUCCAGGUGAUACCCCGCCAGAAUGA